Molecule: messenger RNA, 1574 nt
Organism: Centropristis striata (black sea bass)
Lineage: Eukaryota; Metazoa; Chordata; Actinopteri; Perciformes; Serranidae
Gene: vstm2lb
Product: V-set and transmembrane domain containing 2 like
Exons: 4
Coding region: 125-748 (207 amino acids)
Source: RefSeq, a predicted model, not a curated record
CAGCAGCAGCGUCUCUCCUCUCCAGCUCCGAGCUUUAUGUCUGUGAGGGCUGCUCAGCGCCGGAGGGGACGUUUUACCUAAUGUGACAAAUUUCACACAACUGCUUAAAACACCGGCUGAAGCAAUGGGAGCCUUUGGAGUGAUUUUAGGGAUUAUACAGUACGUGGGACUUUAUAUUCAAGUUAACGCAGCUCUCAACGUCGCACACGGUGAGGUGGAUAAUCAUAUCUCUGGAAAUGCCCUCUUUACAGAGGUGCCACACGACAUCACGACGCAGAGCGGUGAGGAUGUAGAGAUGGCUUGUUCCUUCCGAGGAGCGGGCUCUCCCUCCUACUCCCUGGAGAUCCAGUGGUGGUACAUCAAGGACCACAGAGACUGGCAACAGAAGCCUGCUCAGAUCACGAAUAAUGUUGUACCCCUGGAGGAAACUUCCAGAGACGCCACCAAAAUUAGUGUGGUAAAAGUGGCCGGCAGCAACAUCUCCCACAAGCUCCGCCUCUCCAGUGUCAAGCCGUCAGACGAGGGCACGUAUGAAUGUCGUGUCAUCGACUUCAGUGGCACCCUGGCGCAACAACACCGCGUCCGCGCCUACCUCCAGGUGGAGCCUGAGAGGAGUCAGGGGUCGGGCGACAUCAAGCUGCAGGAGCCGGGGCAGCGGUCACACCCCCACCACCAGACAGAGGGCAGGGAACUGAAGAGGAGAUCAGCUGGCAGCACCACUGACUGUACUGAGAGCUGUGUGCUUUAGAGAGGGCCGUCUGUCUGCAUGUUCGUGACUUAUCUCUAAAGAGGGACUGUCAUCAACACACACGUCACCGCAGCGUCAGACUCAACCCUUUGUGUUUGUUUAUCUGUAUCUUUAAUCUCACUGUUUGGAUGCCAUUGCUGUUGAAUGCCAAUAACGGGCACACUUUGUUUUGACUGUACAUGCGAUUGUGUUGUUUUGGUUGCUUUGUUAUUUGUCUCUGCUUUUUCCUAUUGAAUUGGGGUUACUUAAGUGCAACAAUACGGCUGUUAUCACAGAAAACUUUUAUUUUGUUUGUCUGACGCACCCACAACUUUUCCUCACAAAACUACAGUUAAAAUAUAAAAGACCAUUUCCUUUGCAAUGUGCCAGUUCUACUGUCUUUUACAAAAAAAUAUGCCAAAAGCUGCAGUAUUACAAUGUAAAUGCUUUCUAAGAAAUAAAGAAUUUAAGUGUUUUUUUGUGCAUUGAUUUUAUUCAUGUAAUCUUUGUUUAAACACUAUCUGCAUUUAGCUUUCUGAACCAUGACUAGAAUAUUUGUCAUAAGAAAUAUGUAUGCCUUCAUUGCAUUAAUAAAAUAUAUUAAUUCUUAUGUAUGUUCACUCUUACCGUUAUUAUUAUUAAAAUAAAGUUUACUCUGUGCUACUUAACCAAAUGACUCACAGCUAGUAUGUUAAUCGCUCCACCCUUUUGUCAUCAUUUUCUCAGCCACAUUUUAACUUUUUGUCUUCUGGAGUUUGUCAUCUGAAUCACAUUCUCCUCUUGACUGUGUUUGUUCCAAGUGCUGCUGUUUGGUAUCUGUUCUGUUAAAUACACUCAUUUCAAAUGA